Molecule: messenger RNA, 1425 nt
Organism: Vespula pensylvanica (western yellowjacket)
Lineage: Eukaryota; Metazoa; Arthropoda; Insecta; Hymenoptera; Vespidae
Gene: Pex11c
Product: peroxisomal membrane protein 11C
Exons: 5
Coding region: 574-1272 (232 amino acids)
Biological process (GO): peroxisome fission
Cellular component (GO): peroxisomal membrane
Source: RefSeq, a predicted model, not a curated record
AUGUUUCUGGAACUACGUAUCAAUAUGGCUACUUGUCACUCCUUUAAGCGCUAUUACGAACGAGCCAUAGGGACUUGUUUUACGAUCUAUGUGAUUUCUCACUUACGAAAUUAAAUUAUCAAUGGCGAAAGAUAUAUUCGACGAUACUGAAGCGCACUCUAUACACAAAUGCGUGAUAUCAAAUGUGGACACAAGUGAUGUUUUCUAAAGUGACUAUAUAAUAUAUACAUAUAUGUGCCAAACAGUAUCAUUGUCAGCCAAUGAGAAAAUAGAAUGUAUCACUCUUCUCUUCGGAUUAAAUAUUUGCUAUUUAAAAGAUUAUUGUUUUAUGAAGAGAAUUACAAUUGGCAUCGGAUGAUUUCCCUUGAUAUAAUAAAAAACAGAAAGUAAUUCGUCAUGCUCUAUACGAAUACUCUGAAAUGAUAAUUUUCUGUAGAAAAUAAAAUUCAUGAACUUUAUUACUUUUGUAAUCAACAAUUUAAUUUUCUUUUUAAUUUGUAUAAUAGUAGAUAAUUAAUCUGUAUUAUCGAGUAAAAUAAUUUUUUAAUAAUUUAUUUAUUUAAAAGAAACAGUAUGGAUGUAGAAAUUUUAUCCAAUUACUUGGACACAUAUCACGGACGAGAUAAAAUUUUGAGAACUUUGUCAUAUAUAGCAAAAUUAACUACAGUGGCUACUACAUCUAAAACAACAGAAGCAAAAUUGAAAGUAUUUAGUAGUAAAAUGAGCGAAUGUAGAGUGAUUUUACGUUUAUUAGAUGACUUACCAAUAUUUUAUUAUGCAAGAAAAUAUGGAUGGGGAAAACAGGAAUCUGACUGGUUUAUUAGAAGUAUAGAACUGAUACAAAUUGCCGUGGAUAUGAUCUUUAGUCCUAUAGAGCAUAUCUGUUGGGCUGGAGAGAAUCAAAUUGUUUCGCUUAAUUCUGCCAAAUGGGAUAACAUUACUAUAUGGCUUUGGGUAGUGUCUCUCUACCUUUCUUUAACAAAGUCAUUGAGAAAAAUAAGUCAAUUGAAGUUAAGCAAAUUACAAGGAAAUGAAGUGUGUGCAAACUCAAAUGAAAUAAAUAAAAAAAUUAAGCAUGAUAUUCAAGAAGAAUUAAUAACAUGUCUGUGCUUGAUAUUGGAUAUAAUUUACGCAGUCAGUUAUCUUCCUAGUGGAGUACUUUGGGGCGGAUUUUUAAAAACAUGGCAUGUUGGGGCACUUGGUACUAUAUCCUCUUGUAUUUCUCUUUACCGAGCAUUGCAUAAAAAAAUAAUGCAAAAAAAAAAGUUAUAAUUAUUGGAACAUUGAGAUAUCUCAUCAUGCGAUUAAUGAAUGAUAAGUAAUAUCAUCACUAUUUUGUAAAUUUGUAUAAAGAUGUAUAAUAAAUUGCGUUAUAAUGAAAUGUAGAUAUGAAAACGUAUUUUUAAUAAACUAGAUAAACUAGAA